Messenger RNA from Cololabis saira (Pacific saury), 435 nucleotides. Its product is annotated as NACHT, LRR and PYD domains-containing protein 9A-like. The record is from RefSeq and is a predicted model, not a curated record. NCBI's taxonomy places the organism in Eukaryota, Metazoa, Chordata, Actinopteri, Beloniformes, Belonidae. The transcript has 3 exons. Gene Ontology annotation, molecular function: protein binding. Bases 1 to 435 code for a protein of 144 amino acids.
AUGUCAGAAGAACAACCAGGAACCGACAUCAAAGAUGUAACAAAACUGUUGGAGAACUGCUGGUUGUCAGAGGUCAGCUGUUCUUCUCUGGUCUCAGCUCUGAAGUCCAACCCCUCCCAUCUGAAACAUCUGGACCUGAGUAACAACUACAACCUGCAGGAUUCAGGAGUGAAACAUCUGUACCUGAGCAAGAACCAGAACCUGCAGGAUUCAGGAGUGAAACAUCUGUACCUGAGCAAGAACCAGAACCUGCAGGAUUCAGGAGUGAAACAUCUGUGUGGUUUCCUGGAGAGUCCAGAAUGCAGACUGGAGACUAGGUUCAAGCAGAACCAGUUUGUGUGGACAAACUCUGACUGGGCCGUGAUGAUGAAGAAGAUGAAGAUGAAGAUGAAGAUGUACAUAGUUUCUGAAUUCCAGAGUUCUACAAACUUCUAA